GUCGUCCCUGUUCUAUACCCCCUUCUUCCAUCUUCUUCUGCUUUCGGCUGCUCUGCCCACAAGAAUUUUCUUUUCAACCCCCACCGUUAUUGACCUUAAUCCAGUGCAGGAAAACUCUUUUUUUUUAACUAAAAAUUUUAUUUUGUUUUGUUUUUCUCACGGACGGGAGAGUCAAAAUGAUCUGAAAAUGUCAGAUGCCAAAUGGGGAUCAGUCUUGAUCUGACGUUGAAGGAUGUCCCAAGCUGAUGUCACUUACAGUUGUGGCUCUUGUGGAUAUCCUCUCAACUUGAUAUCAUCCAACCAUCUGACUUCUGGAAUUGGCUCCGAGUACAGUAAAAAGAUCAAGAAAGGUUUCAUCUCAUUUACAUCCAUUGACCUUAGUCGGUUCACUCAAGAUGAAGUAAACUGUCUUCCUAUUCCCAUUGGCUUUAGUCGCUCAAAAACCAAACUUCUCUGCCGGAACUGUGGAGAAAUAAUUGGUUAUGGGUAUGGAGACUCGCCCACUCUUUGUGGGUUUCACUCAUCUCCCUCAAUUAGCCCCUCAUUCAAGAAGUUCAUGAUAAAGAUCCGAUCUUUACAGCCUCUGCAAGAUUAAAAAUGGAGGAACUUCCUAAUGAUUGCUUAAGUCUGAUAUUUCAACACCUGGAUUGUGGCUUUGACCGUGAAUCCUUCGGUUUGACCUGCCACCGUUGGCUAAGGAUUCAAAAUUUAUCCCGAAGAUCCUUGCAGUUUCACUGCUCACUCAAUCUCCUGAAUGUUUCACCUCCUGCAACUCAUUCCAGCAUCAGCACCUCCCAUUUGUCGAAGUUACUGAACCGUUUUCAAAGCCUGCAAUCUUUGUCGCUCUCUGGAUGCACCGAGCUCCCUGAUUCAGGUCUAACUCAGUUGCAGCAACACGGCUCUAAGCUACAGAGCCUAAACUUAGACUGUUGUUUUGGAAUUACAGCUAAAGGUCUCUCCUUUGUUGCCUCUGGCUGUUCUUCUUUGACUCUUCUCAGUCUUUACCGUUGCAAUGUAACGGACGCAGGGUUGGAAGUGUUGUCCAAGUCCUGUCUUUCUCUGGAGGACAUAAACCUUGCUUACUGUUACCUCAUAACCGACAACGGGGUGGGGCCCAUUUCACGAAACUGCCCUCGCCUUCGCGCCAUCAGAAUAUCCUACUGCAGGGGCAUUACCGGCAUUGGAUUUCAAGGCUGUUCCGGGUCACUGUCCUAUGUAGAGGCGGAUUCCUGCAAGCUCGAACCCGCAGGCGUGCGGGCCCUACUGGGCGGAGGUGGGGUCCAGUAUCUGAGCGUGCUGAACCUGAGGUUGACCAUUUGCGGGGACGGUUUGACCGCGGUCGGGACCGGAUUCUGUUCAAGACUGAGAGUCCUCAACUUCCGUUUCUGCAGGACGAUAGGGGACGAAACAGUCAUAAUGAUAUCCAAGGGCUGCCCGUUGCUUCAAGAGUGGAAUCUGUCGCUGUGCCAUGAGGUCAGGGUACAGGGGUGGAGAGCCGUCGGAUCAAACUGCCGCCACCUGAAAACCCUCCACGUGAACAGGUGUCGCAAUCUCAGCGACGAGGGGCUGUGGGCCCUCGGCAGCGGCUGCAGGCGGUUGACGAGGCUCCACGUCACCCGGUGCGGCCUGCUGAGCCCCACUGCCAUAGAAAUCUUUAAGGUUUCAAGAGGUGAUGUGGAAAUCAGUGAAGAUGAGAUAUCAUGUAUUGCACCACCAGGGGCAUUCCGGUUUUAAUAUAUAUGUAUAGGUGCAUUUGUGAAGUUAUAUUGCUUUGAAAGGCAAUUUGUGAUUCACUUUAGUUUUCUGUUAUAUAUCAUAGUUGUGUUUAUGAUAAGUAUAUACAUGGCUAGUAGCAAUAUCUAAUCAAUACUUGCAUACAGA
This is a messenger RNA of Cuscuta campestris, 1881 nucleotides long. NCBI's taxonomy places the organism in Eukaryota, Viridiplantae, Streptophyta, Magnoliopsida, Solanales, Convolvulaceae. The record is from the annotation of a GenBank genome assembly.